Molecule: messenger RNA, 777 nt
Organism: Talaromyces amestolkiae
Lineage: Eukaryota; Fungi; Ascomycota; Eurotiomycetes; Eurotiales; Trichocomaceae
Exons: 3
Coding region: 1-777 (258 amino acids)
Source: RefSeq, a predicted model, not a curated record
AUGGCAAACAUAACUGUAUACCGCGGUUUCCCAGCAACCGCAAACUACGUCUGGUCCCCCUUCGUCACCAAACUCGAGGCGCGCCUCCGGUUUGCGGGCGUAUCUUAUACACCAGAGCAGGGAUCGCUCAUAAAAGCACCCCGAGGCAAAAUACCAUAUAUGUCCAUCGCUACACCUAAGACUACUAGCGAGCCGGAGUUUCUGUCAGAUACGCAGCUCAUCAGUGAUCAGUUGACGGAGCAUGGUAUUUUACCAGACUUGAAUGAUCGCUUAUCGCCAACGGAGAAGGCCGUGGAUCAAGCCUUGAGGGCUUUACUGGAGGAUAAGGUCUAUUUUUACAAUACAAACGAACGCUGGAAUGAAAACUACUACACAAUGCGUGACGGAGUAAUGGCUGCUAUACCAUACCCCAUCCGCGUGAUAGUAGGAUACCUAGCCUGGCGUAAAAACAACGCUGGCUUACACAGCCAAGGCACAGGCCGUUUCUCUGCUGAGGAAAUACAUUCUUUCCGAGACAAGAUUUGGCACAGUCUUGACGACCUGCUAGCAGAGUCGAGACACAAGUCGCUGUCUGGUCAAAAGUUGUUCUGGGCUUUAGGGGGGGAAGGGCCUACGGAGGCUGAUACAAGUUUAUAUGGGUUUGUUAUUGCUGGAUUAGUCUGUGAUGCUGGCCCAGACUCGAAGAAAUUGAUUCGCACAUUACCGAAUGUGGUUGAAUAUGCACGGAGGAUUCAUGGGGAGUUUUUCGCAGACUAUGCGGCCCCUGUUUGGGAGUGA